Messenger RNA from Eremothecium cymbalariae DBVPG#7215, 2937 nucleotides. RefSeq lists its product as uncharacterized. Gene Ontology annotation, cellular component: nucleus. Gene Ontology annotation, molecular function: DNA-binding transcription factor activity, RNA polymerase II-specific; zinc ion binding. The record is from RefSeq and is a predicted model, not a curated record. The transcript has a single exon. The coding region runs from base 1 to 2937 and encodes 978 amino acids. NCBI's taxonomy places the organism in Eukaryota, Fungi, Ascomycota, Saccharomycetes, Saccharomycetales, Saccharomycetaceae. Gene Ontology annotation, biological process: positive regulation of transcription by RNA polymerase II.
AUGGCGAAGCCUGAGGAUAUGAGCGGUGAACAAUUCUCAGCAGAGUCUCCAGAACGAAAGUACGUUUCAAAGCGUAAUCGUAUCUCGUUUGUUUGUCAAGCUUGUAGGAAAAGUAAAACCAAGUGCGACCGGGAGAAACCUAGGUGCAGCAGGUGUGCUAAGAAUAAUAUUAAAUGUGUUUAUGAUAUUGAGAAGCAAAGUGCGCCGAGGGUUCCUAGUAAGGAUGCUACUAUCAAGAGGUUAACUCAGGAGUUGGAAUAUUGGAAGAAGAAAGCGGCACGGUAUAUGGAUAUGGAGGAGUCGGGACAGUUAUCUCCUGGUAGGCGUCCUAAGUCUUCUAGUGAUUUGACGGGUAGAGCUAGUUCUAGUGAUUUGCAUGUAUUGAGUGAUGAUUUUACUUCUUCUCAGGAUAGUUCUGCAGACGGGAAAAGGCUUCCCAGGCCUGAUGAAAUAUUGAUAAAUUUCUAUGACCAGGCUCCGCAGCUGCUUAUUAAGGAUUCUAUGAAGCGGGAUGUGAAGGCUUCGUGCGAAUUGUCGCAGGUUAGGCAUGAUAGGUUUCUUUCUAUAUUUCUUUCUUCGGUUUUUGCUAGUGCUUCAAAGAAUGCGUUGAUUCAUUCUAUUCCUUCAGAUGAUGCACCAGCCUUCUUCGAUCGCACCAAAAGAAAACAGAAUGCGAUGGCUUUACGUGAUGCUAUGUUCCAAAUGGCUGCAUCUGACAAGGAUAGGGAACAGCUAAUUCAGUUUACUGACCGCAUUUCGCAAGGCAAUAUGCUUGCAGAGAACCGUACGGGUUUCUACAUCAGGAUGUUUACCAGUACGCUUUAUAAGAACUAUGUUGAAGAUCGUUGUCCUAAGGAAGCUAUUUAUUCGGAUACUUUGAAAGAUCUAAUUGUGAGGAUUGAAAUGUUCUUGCCACCGUUGACUGAUGUUAGAACUUAUAUGGCUCAUUUUUACAAAUUUGUGUAUCCGAUCGUUCCCUUUUUGGAGAUGGAUUUGUUUGAAGCAUCUUUGGCCGAAAUUUUACAGGAAGAUCCCUCCGGGAAUGGCCGUAUAAAAUUAAAUAUUGGCCAUGAGCAUAUAAGGUCUAAAAUUGAAACGAUUGCAAUUCUUUUGAUCGUUAUGAAACUUUCUUAUAUUUCUAUGACAUUUUCUAAUCCUUCUGUGGAUUAUCGUGAUAGUUCUAUUAACAAGGAAGUCUUCGAGUGUUUGACUUCCUAUCCGAUCUCCGACGAGGCUGUAACGUUAUCUCAAAAAGCAAUAGCAAGCGUUAACUUAUUCAAUUGGACCAAUGAGAAUUGUGUCACUUGUCUCCUUUAUUUAUGGGCUUUCUUCGUCUUUGCCCCUCAAGAUGGUGAUUUCUGUUUAGGCCAACCUACUGAGGUUAUCUUGAGCCUCGUUAAUUCUAUGGCAAUUAACAUAGGUCUGCAUAGGGACCCUUCAAAGUACGAACAGCUGAAUGACCCUACAGUCUCUGAUCCGAAACUCAGGAACUACCGUCGUAAGCUCUGGAUAUGUAUAUUCAUUGCGUGCAGAUAUGAAGCUAGUCUUAGAGGAAAACAUCCUCAAUCCAUGCAAGAUCACAGUGAUUCAUUUUUGAAUUCAGAAUUUCCCCAACAGUACAUGGAAUCCGUGUUUUCAGAUUUACCAGAUGCAGAUCCUUAUACAGUCAUGAUACACUCACUCACUUUCAAAAGGUAUCAAUUAUUGUUAAUGAUGUCUGAACUUGAUGAGAUAUCCAUUCAUAGCCGUUACAGGCUGCCUUUAGGAAGGAUUGAAUCACAGCUUGAAAAUGUUCGCAAUUUCUUGGAGAGAGAGGUUCCUUCAGACCUCACCGACUUUGAAAAUGAGUCGGAGUUCCUGAAAUUAAGCUCACUUUCUGGUCGUGAUGAGAUUGCAGAUAUAAUGAAAAUCAAGAAAGUUGUCUUUAUGCAAGCGUAUAUGAUUACGAGGUUGUCCGUAGUGCGGACAGUUAUUAACCUGAUGCUUUAUUUCGAAAGAUUGACCUCUGAAUCCGGGAAAGAGUAUAUGCCAUAUUUUCAAAAAUACUUCCUUCUCAUGGUAAAGGAAACUAUACUUUUUAUUGAGAUGCUUCUUAAGCACUUUGACUAUAAGUCAAAUGAUCCAUAUUUCCUACACAUGAAGUAUAGUACCGAUAAAGUUGCUCAACUAUGUGUAUCCUCAGUGCUACUGCCUAUGUUGUCCAUUAUUUUAAGGAUGGUCCACUCUCAAUAUUUACUUCAAAAGAUGUUGCAGAGCGGAGAAAUGAUAGGUGUAGAAGACAUUCAUGUUACCAAACAAAAAUUGGAUUUGAUAUCGACGAUAUAUGAGAAUAACAUCGACAUUUUGGAAAUGCUAUGUACUGUUGUUACAAGGAAGUUGGGUUUCACAUACUUUUCAGUAUUCCAAAUGUUAAUUUUCUUUGAUUAUUGUAAUCAAAUAAUUAGGAAAGGAGAAGUUUUAAACAUCUUUUCAAGAAUAACACAGCUUACGUAUCAUCCAAAAAUUCGAGUCGGCAUCUACCAAGGUUUUGGCAUUGAUGUAGACAAGAAGGAUACUAUUUUGAAAUUCCUCAACGAUGCCACCUUUAUCAAACAGACCAACAUCCAACAUUUAAAGAAACUGAAGGAAUUUUCUGGUAAAAUUCCGAAGAAAGUUGUUGAUGUAUUUCGUUCAGAAGGUACAAACGACGUCAAAUUUUCAAUGCAACCAACACCAGCUCGAAAUGAUCACCAUACUUUUCCUGAGUGUAACAACUUACCUUUCCCUGUCACUAAUGACAAUACCCAGGCACUAAAUAUGACGUCAAAUGUUAAUGAUACCGGCCAGCCUUUUGGUGGAGAUCUUCAAAACUUUGCCGCUGUGCAGCUAGAUUCUCUAGUAUCAUUUGAUGAUUUAGACCUUUUAGACUAUGAAUUUUUAUUUGGGAACAGUGGUUAA